Molecule: messenger RNA, 1803 nt
Organism: Cyprinus carpio (common carp)
Lineage: Eukaryota; Metazoa; Chordata; Actinopteri; Cypriniformes; Cyprinidae
Gene: sostdc1a
Product: sclerostin domain containing 1a
Biological process (GO): negative regulation of BMP signaling pathway; negative regulation of Wnt signaling pathway
Molecular function (GO): BMP binding
Source: RefSeq, a predicted model, not a curated record
UCUGACACUUUUUGCAAGUCAUUUUCGCAACAAAUACUUUGUGGGCAGAUUAUGCUUGCAACACCCUUUUAAAAAUCAUGGACAAAGUUUGCUUACAUAAAGUGCUGAGUGUUUAACAGCACAAAAACAUCUCUAAAGUGAAUUAGGGGCUCUCAGGGAGUCCAGUACGCAUUCACUUGACUCCAGAUGUUGGAGCACCUCACAGGGUCGAGUGUUUCUCUGGGUGUGGUUUAGGGGAGAGACUGACAGCGCUUGUUUUAUCAUUCGGCUCACCUGAGCCAUUGCCAAAACUGGAGGCGGGAGCGUAUAUAUACACUGUAUAUAUAUAACCCAAGACAUGAUAGUGAGUGAGAAUCAUUCAGACUCCAGGAGCAUCUCUCCACAGGCUGUGGGUUAUUUCACAUCAACAUGUAUAUAAACGCACCCGAAUCGUGCAAUUUCAUGUUUUUAUUUUGCUUUUUAAUAAGGAGUGGUCUGACUCUGAAGAACGAUGCUACGGAGAUUUUCUACUCUCAUGUGGUCAGUCCCGUGCAGGAUGCUCAGAGCAACGCGUCUCUGAAUCGCGCGCGCUCGGGUGGAAGAGGCUUCACCGCGCAAGAGAGAGAACGAAUCCCAGUCGGCUGCAGAGAGCUGCGAUCCACAAAGUACAUCUCUGAUGGCCAGUGCACCAGCAUAAACCCUGUUAAGGAACUGGUGUGCACAGGACAGUGUCUUCCAGCUCAGAUGCUGCCAAACUGGAUUGGCGGAUAUGGUAGGAAGUUUUGGAACCGCCGAAACAGUCAGGACUGGCGCUGCGUGAAUGACAAGACCCGCACCCAGCGGAUUCAGCUCCAGUGUCAGGAUGGCAGCACCAGGACCUACAAGAUCACAGUGGUGACCUCCUGCAAAUGCAAAAGAUACACGAGGCAGCAUAACGAAUCGGGGGUCAAGUCUGAGGGAUACGCUCAUACCCAGAUAAAAAAGCAAAAGAACAAAGGAGGCACCAGGACGGAAAGCUAAAUGAGUCUGUGCUCGGACUGAGCUAGAUUUUUCCUUUUAAAAGAACUCAGUAUGAAUGAGAGAGCUUGUGACGUCAGCUCACAGGAGCACUGAACUUUCUUUGUGCUGCCUUUGAGAGCAAGUGCAGGGCUCUGAGUUCACUUCCAGAUGUCCACUGCAGUCUUUGGAAAGAAGAGAAAAUAAAGACUAAAUAUCAUCACCGAUAUAAUCUCAAUCAACAUGCAACCAGUAGUGAAGACCUGUCCAUAAUAACGUCAAAGAGACUGACAAUGUUAACUGCAUAUUACAUUACAAAUAUGUUUUUUGUCAUCACUGCCUGAUGUGUGUGGUAAUCACUUGCUGUGGUAUAUACUGUUAGUCUUUGUGUUCAGCGACAAUAAGAGCAGUUCUCAAACCUGGGAAAUGCAUAGCUACAUGUAAAUUAAAUGUCUGUACAUAUGCAUCUGCAGUUGUUUAUGUAAUUGAUUGUUUUGCAGGACCUUUAUGUGUAAUAUUGUGAUGUAUAAGCUGAUGUUAUGUAUUUUGCCUUGACUUUGCUCUGACUUUGAAACAUUUUUAGUUUGUGCAAGGAUUAUUUGGACAAGAUAUUGCACUAUAGUGACAAUGCUCAUAUUGGCUAUGUGGUGUAAAAGCAUUAAAAUGAAAACAUCUGAAAAUGUCUCGGUAUAAUAAUUUACAUUUGCAUGAGGUGACAUUUUGAACUCCAAAUGAUGCCUAUUAACUGAACUAUAAGGUUCAUUCAUUCAGUACAUUAACAUGCCUAAUUUUUGUUUCAUGCAUGACAGUUUAUAUAAAAUAAACUCA